GAACAGCCAGGAGUGUAACUGCAGCAGCAGUGAGUGGAUUUGUUGGACUGCUUCUGACUGUGUCAGCGGUACUGGGUCAGACUGGUUGGUCAGUGACUUACACUUCCACUCACAUCUGCGCAUUAAAAGGAUCAACAGUGGACAUAGGCUGCAGCUACAGUUACCCAAACAAUAGGAACCGUGGAAUUAUGUUUCGGGAAAGAUUUUGGUUUAUUAGAAAUGAGUAUUAUGGGCCAGUGGAUUUGAGAACAGACCCAGACUACACAGGGCGGGUUGAGUACCAGUUUCAUGAGAAGGACUGCACUCUGAGGAUCACAGACCUGAGAGAGAGUGACUCAGCUGAGUACAAGUUCAGAUUCAUGACAAACCAGUAUGGUGGAAGUUAUACUGGCUCACCUGGAGUCACUUUGACUGUCACAGACCUGCAGGUGAAGAGAAGAAAAUCAUCAGCCCACACAGAGCUGCAGUGUCACAGCAGCUGUGAUGUAAUUGAUCCUCCAUCAUAUGUUUGGUACAAAAAUGGACAGAAAAUAGAGGAAGAAACAUCUCUGCGAGUCUCUGUUGGAGGUGAUGACAGCAGCUAUUCCUGUGCUGUUAAAGGACAUGAGGGUUACCGCUCUGCUGCAGUGUAUGUUCCAAAGCUUCCCUCUGUGUCAGUGAGUCCCUCUGCUGAGAUAGUGGAGGGCAGUUCAGUGACUCUGACCUGUAGCAGUGAUGCUAACCCAGCAGCUAGUUACACCUGGUACAAGGAGGAUGGUCAAACACCUCUGAGUAAGGAGUGGUGGCUCUCCUUCAGCUCCAUCCAGCCCUCUGACUCUGGACAGUAUUACUGUACUGCUGAGAAUGAUCUGGGGAAGAGGACAUCUGAAUCCAUCUUUAUUGAUGUGAAAUAUGCUCCAAAGCCUCCCUCUGUGUCAGUGCGUCCGUCUGGUGAAAUCAAAGAGGGCACUUCAGUCACUCUGACCUGUAGCAGUGAAGCUAACCCAGCAGCUACGUUUGUCUGGUACAAGAUAAAUGGAAGAACACCUCUCAGUAAAGAACGGCAGCUCUUCUUCAGCUCCAUCCAGCCCUCUGACUCUGGACAGUAUUACUGUAUAGCUGCUAAUACAGUGGGAAGUAGGACAUCUGAAUAUGUUUCUAUUAAUGUGAAAUAUGCUCCAAAGUUUGUGUCAGUGAUGGUGAGCCCUUCUAAUGAAUUCAGGGAGGGCGGAUCAGUGACUCUGAUCUGUAGCAGUGAUGCUAAUCCAGCAGCUCAAUACUCCUGGUACAAGAAGAAUGGACAAAAGCCUCUCAGUAGUGAACAGCAGCUCUCCUUCAGCUCCAUCCAGCCCUCUGACUCUGGAGAGUAUUACUGUACAGCUCAGAACAAAGUGGGGAGGAAGAAAUCUGAAUAUACCUCCAUUGAUGUCAAAUAUGCUCCAAAGCCUCCCUCUGUGUCAGUGCGUCCUUCUGGUGAAAUCAAAGAGGGCGGAUCAGUGACUCUGACCUGUAGCAGUGAUGCUAAUCCAGCAGCUACGUUUGUCUGGUACAAGAUAAGUGGAAGAACACCUCUUAGUGAAGAACGACAGCUUGUCUUCAGAUCCAUCCAGCCCUCUGACUCUGGACAGUAUUACUGUAUAGCUGUUAAUAAAUUAGGGAGGAGGACAUCUGAAUAUAUUUCUAUUGAUGGGAAAUAUGCUCCAAAGUUUGUGUCAGUGAUGGUGAGCCCUUCUAAUGAAUUCAGGGAGGGCGGAUCAGUGACUCUGAUCUGUAGCAGUGAUGCUAAUCCAGCAGCUCAAUACUCCUGGUACAAGAAGAAUGGACAAAAGCCUCUCAGUAGUGAACAGCAGCUCUCCUUCAGCUCCAUCCAGCCAUCUGACUCUGGAGAGUAUUACUGUAGAGCUCAGAACAAAGUGGGGAGGAAGAAAUCUGAAUAUACCUCCAUUGAUGUCAAAUAUGAUCCAAAGCUUCCCUCUGUGUCAGUGAGUCCUUCUGGUGAAAUCAAGGAGGGCACUGCAGUGACUCUGACCUGUAGCAGUGAUGCUAACCCAGCAGCUCAAUACUCCUGGUACAAGAAGAAUGGACAAAAACCUCUCAGUAAUGAACGGCAGCUCUCCUUCAGCUCCAUCCAGUCCUCUGACUCUGAAGAGUAUUACUGUAGAGCUGUGAACAAGCUGGGGUCAAAACUUAAAUCCAUCGCUAUUGAUGUGAAAUAUGCUCCAAAGCCUCCCUCUGUGUCAGUGAGUCCUUCUGGUGAAAUCAAGGAGAACGUUUCAGUGACUCUGACCUGUAGCAGUGAUGCUAACCCAGCAGCUGCAUAUGUCUGGUACAAGAUGAACAAUCAAACACCUGUCAGUACAGAUUCACAGCUCUCCUUCAGCUCCAUCCAGCCUGCUGACUCUGGAGAGUAUUACUGUACAGCUGAGAACAGGCUGGGAACAUCAACACCUACAAACAUUUCUGUUGAUGUGAAAUAUGAUCCAAAGCCUCCCUCUGUGUCAGUGAGUCCGUCUGGUGAAAUCACAGAGGGCACUGCAGUGACUCUGACCUGUAGCAGUGAUGCUAACCCAGCAGCUACGUUUGUCUGGUACAAGAGGAACAGCCAACCACUCAGCAAAAACCCACAGCUCAUCUUCAACUCCAUCCAGUCCUCUGACUCUGGAGAGUAUUACUGUAGAGCUGUGAACAAGCUGGGGUCAAAACUUAAAUCCAUCACUAUUGAUGUGAAAUAUGCUCCAAAGCCUCCCUCUGUGUCAGUGAGUCCUUCUGGUGAAAUCAAGGAGGGCACUUCAGUGACUCUGACCUGUAGCAGUGAUGCUAACCCA
Messenger RNA from Haplochromis burtoni (Burton's mouthbrooder), 2804 nucleotides. Its product is annotated as B-cell receptor CD22. The annotation marks the transcript as partial. The transcript has 12 exons. The record is from RefSeq and is a predicted model, not a curated record. NCBI's taxonomy places the organism in Eukaryota, Metazoa, Chordata, Actinopteri, Cichliformes, Cichlidae.